This is a messenger RNA of Nymphaea colorata (pocket water lily), 2239 nucleotides long. RefSeq names its product WRKY transcription factor 6-like. Lineage: Eukaryota; Viridiplantae; Streptophyta; Magnoliopsida; Nymphaeales; Nymphaeaceae. The transcript is spliced from 5 exons. Gene Ontology annotation, biological process: regulation of DNA-templated transcription. Gene Ontology annotation, molecular function: DNA-binding transcription factor activity; sequence-specific DNA binding. Bases 207 to 1880 code for a protein of 557 amino acids. The record is from RefSeq and is a predicted model, not a curated record.
CUCCAUGAAAAGACUUGGAUCACACUCCAGACUACCCUCCUCUUCUUCCUCCUCUUCUAUGUGGAGAAGAAGAUUUUAAGAUACACAAUUUGCUCGGAUUUUUUAUUCAGUUGUUGCAGAUACGAUCGUUUUCUGUUUGAACACGUAAAUUCGGAGGUUGGGGAGUGAAGCUUUCCUUUGGAAUCACUAUUUUUGGAGUUUGUUUGAUGGACAAAGGUGGUGGCCUCAGCAUCGCUGCGGACUCAGUCGGGUUCUUUCUCACCAAGGCCGGCGUGCUCGACCCCUUCCACAGCGCCAAGAGGAAACGCGAGCCUAGCCCCGUCGCUGCCGCCGCCGGCGACAAGCGCGUCGUCGUCGGUGAGAUGGACUUUUUCAAGGAGAAGAGCCGGUCGGGUGCAAUUGCCGGCCACGACGACGUGGGCUUCAAGGUCAAGAAGGAGGACGCCGGCGAACCCGCGGACCGUGACGUCAAUACGGGAUUAAGGCUUCUUACUGCGAAUGCCAGCAGCGAUCAGUCCAGUGUCGACGACGGCGCGCCGACGGAAGAGAAGAAGGCCAGGAACGAAAUAUCAGUGCUCAAGGCCGAAGUUGAGCGAGUGAACGAAGAGAAUCGACGGCUAAGGAACAUGUUUCAUCAAGUCAGCAACGACUACAGGAGCCUACAGAUUCAGGUUGCUUCGCUCAUGCAGCAGCAGCAGCAGCAAAGCCAUCUCAGAUCCAAUCCAACUCAAGAUCAGAGAGGAGUAGAAGAACAUGAAACAGAAGAAGAAGAAGAAGACAAGGUUGGUGAUCAGCUGGUUGAAUCUGGAGGAAGGAGGAUUAUGCCUAGGCAAUUCAUGGAUCCUGGCCCGGCCGCCGGUGCAGCCGCAGACACAGAAGAGACGCUGCAAUCCUCGUCGGAAGAGCGGUCGAUAUCGCCAGUCAAUACUACGGAGGUGGUGUCCAAGGAGAUUGUGUCGGUGCACAGCCCAGAUCAGUUGAGGGAGGAAAGCCCGGACAGGGCUUCACAAGGGUGGGUGCACAAGUCCCCCAAGUUGCAGCAGGCUGCCAAAAGCGUGGAGCAAGCGGCAGAGGCUACGAUGAGGAAGGCCAGGGUCUCGGUUCGAGCACGAUCUGAAGCUCCCAUGAUAACGGACGGUUGCCAAUGGAGGAAAUACGGCCAGAAGAUGGCGAAGGGAAAUCCAUGUCCGCGAGCAUAUUAUCGUUGCACCAUGGCCGCCGGCUGCCCGGUGCGGAAGCAAGUACAAAGAUGUGCGGAGGACAGAACGAUUCUAAUAACCACCUACGAAGGAAACCACAACCAUCCGCUCCCACCGGCAGCCAUGGCCAUGGCGUCGACGACGUCGGCCGCCGCCUGCAUGCUUCUCUCCGGAUCGAUGUCGAGCACGGACGGGAUGAUGAACUCCAGCUUCCUUGCUCGAACCUUGCUGCCGUGCUCGUCGAGCAUGGCGACGAUCUCGGCCUCCGCUCCAUUCCCCACCGUCACCCUUGAUCUUACACAGACGCCAACUCCACUAGGCUUCCAGAGGCCGAAUGCUUCUGCACCAAUCAAUCUUCCAUUGGGCACUGCUCCUCAGCCAUUUGGAGCGGCGCCACCGGCAGCUCAGCUGUUCGGGCAAUCAAUCCACAACCAAUCUAAGUUCUCCGGGCUGCAAAUCUCCCACGGCCUCGAAGCCGCGGUUGCGGCACAAUUAGGCCAACAGCAGCAGCAGCAAUCACCAUCACUGGCAGAAACAGUGAGCGCCAUAACAGCUGAUCCCAACUUCACAGCAGCAUUAGCAGCAGCAAUCACUUCAAUAAUUGGGUCCCAACAAAGUACCCACCAAGCCAAUCCCACCAACAGCACAAGCAACAGUUCUUUGCAGCAAAAUCUUGGGUAGAAGAGACCAAAUUGAAGCAAGAACCAAACUGUUAAUUAUCACUAUCAAAAUCAUUCAGCUUCUUUUCCUUCCCUUUCUACGUUCAUUUUCAAGUAGAAUAAUCCCAUUUUUCCAUUCUUUCAUUUGAUGAAACUUACAUGGAAUAAAGAUGUCACUUCUUUAUUCUUCUUUUUCUAUUCAUAGAAAGGGAAUGUGUAUAGAUUGUUACGUGUACCAAACUUUGAGAUGGGAGUCAUUUUGUUUUUUUCAUGUGUAUGGUUUUUCCUUUGUAGAUGGAGAGAGGAGGAGAGUCGUUUUAAACUUUUCUUCCGCUCCUUCCUCUUGUUGCCAUUAAUGAACACAAAGUUAGAAAACCUUUA